Messenger RNA from Fusarium mangiferae, 912 nucleotides. RefSeq lists its product as uncharacterized. The record is from RefSeq and is a predicted model, not a curated record. The transcript has a single exon. The coding region runs from base 1 to 912 and encodes 303 amino acids. Lineage: Eukaryota; Fungi; Ascomycota; Sordariomycetes; Hypocreales; Nectriaceae.
AUGUUGACGUCCUUUGAAAAACGUGGCCGUUUAUACCCACCAACUACUGCUGGCCUCGGUGGCGUUCCCAGCAACCAAAUCGACACCCCUAUUUGUGCCGUCUUCAUCGUCCUCUACAUCUGUUUUGCAGCGACAAACAUGACAAUAUUCCAAAAGAAUCGCCGACGCAACUACAAAUUCAUACUUUCCGGUGUCUUGUUCGGUUUCUGCAUGGCACGAGUCACAACCCUUGUCCUUCGCAUUGCCUGGGCGAAUCGACAGCACAAUGUUCGCCUAGCUGUCGCAGCAAACAUCUUAGUCAAUGCUGGUAUUUUACUCAUCUACAUCAUCAACGUCAUCCUCUCUCAACGCGUACUCCGCGCUAAACAACCAUUGAUCGGAUGGCACCCGAUUCUGCGGGUCGGCACAAAGAUUUCAUAUUCUCUUAUUCCGGGAGUAUUGGUCAUGGUUAUCACGUCAACAGUCGUGCAGCUAUACUCUGAAAGCCCCGACAUUCGCUCCUCCUGUCGCGAUGUUCAGCUCGCAGCCGUAACGUACCUCUUGUUUUUCACCUGCAUCCCAAUACUACAUGUCGCUGGUGCAAUAUCUUUGCCUCGGCGCAAUGAUGGAGAGACAUUCGGGGAGGGUAGUAUGAGGGCCAAAGUAUUGAUUGUAACGCUAUCAUCUUGUAUGUGCAUCACAAUCGCGGGAUUCAAAGCAGGCGCCUACUGGGCUCACCCGCGACUGCUUUCUAACCCAGCCUGGUACCAUUCCAAGUCAUGCUUCUACGUUUUCAACUUUAUGUUGGAGGUCAUUAUUUUAUGUCUCUUGACCUUCAGCCGCAUCGACAAGCGCUUCUAUAUUCCAAACGGGUCUACCAAGCAUGGUGAUUAUAGCUGCACAAAAUUGGAGACAUCUGAUACUAGUGUUUGA